Schizosaccharomyces cryophilus OY26 is the source of this 1039-nucleotide messenger RNA. RefSeq names its product DUF1769 family protein. Lineage: Eukaryota; Fungi; Ascomycota; Schizosaccharomycetes; Schizosaccharomycetales; Schizosaccharomycetaceae. The record is from RefSeq and is a predicted model, not a curated record. Bases 250 to 921 code for a protein of 223 amino acids. The transcript has a single exon.
GCAAAAAUGACAACAAAUAAUGUAGCAAGUCCGAAGACCUCUAACGCUUUUGUAUAUACGUUAAAGAUUUUUCAAAGAGUCGCUUAGCUCUAUAGCUAUUUCUUUUUGCAAGUAUACAUACGUAUGUCGAUGUUGUCAUACAAUCUCAUGUCGCACUUCUUCUUGCUCAACGAAACAUCCCCAUCCCUAUAGAAAUUUUUCAAAUUGAACAAGCUCUUCCAAUCACUUUUUCGGCCUCUGCGUAGUAACAUGAAAUGCUUCUUGGUUGUUGGCUCACGUAAAGAGGCCAUUGCGAUUAAUGGCCCCCCAAACGUUGUAAAGUCAAAACAGUUUGAGGGACAGAUUAAAGUGCGACUUCGCGAUUAUGAAGUUCAAGAUCAUGAGUAUUUUUCAAAGUCCAAUGACACAUGCUCUAUCAUGAUAGCUGGACACUUUGUUCCUACAGAAAGUGUAAUGACUGCCGACGAUAUUUUGUUUGGUAACCAAUUUGAUAAACCCUUACGAGAUGUUCUUCCCGCUGGAUCCUCUUACUUAAUGAAAUGUCUUAAGCUGGUGGACCCAGCGCUUGAGUAUGAUUUGUACAGUGACCAACCAUGGGCUUUUUCUCCAUUUUAUUCGACCAUGACCAAGAUGAAAACGGCUAACACUCAGCUCCCUCUAGAGUAUUUCGAUGAAGGUUCAUCCAAUAGAAAGAAAGAAAUGCUAGAUCCUGAAAACCGACAAAAAUUACCAAUCAAUCCAAGUCGAUACUUCGUCGCUGACUUUUGUAAUCCUUUUUUUGACCCUAGUUCCAUGAGCAUCUCCAUUCCAUAUACCAAAUUGAAGUUUUCCAUCCAAAGCUAUUAUUCUGGGCAACCUUUACGAUACGUCUGCAAAACUAGGACAGAUGAACCAAUCUUUGCUAUAGAGUUUGAUUUGUAAAUCAAAACAAAGUCAAUAAAAAGUUAAUGUCACCAUCUAGUGAACUGUUAUCCGGUCAUCAGUUAUGUUUAUAAGCACUUUCUGAUUAAUUAAUUAUUAUGUUUACUUUGCUCCAAUA